AUGAGCAACUCAGCAGAGAAGCCUGAGGCAGAGUGCCUGGGAGAUUGCUGCGGCCAUGCCCAAGCCACACCCUCCACUGCUGCCUCGAGCGCCAGCACCCUCCCUCAGUAUUGCGACCAGGAUGAGAAAUGCGACGAGGCCUGCAUCAAGGCUGCUGCUGCACUCGAGUGCAAGCUCGCCUGCGAGACCGCCACCAAAGAGUGUGCCGGACAAGACUGCCACAGUGACGCUGACAAGCUCGAGGAGAAGCAUGGUCACGCCCAUGCCAAUGCUGACGGCCAUCCUCACGACCAUGAGCACGAUGAAGUUGGUCUCCAUGGAAGCGAGGCCUGCGACAACCACAUCCUCGCCGCAAUGGAAAAGUACUCGGCGUACCUUGAGACCGCUCGCUGCAUUUGCCGCAGCGUUCUGGCCUCUACCUCUAAAAUUGAGAAAGGGUGCGCUGGGUCGAUGUUACCCAUUGCCCCUCCCAUGCCUCAUGGCGUCUCUUCUGGCCACUUGUACCGCAAGGACCGCUCCACCGUGGGUCGGCGCCAUACUGCGAAGACGACCAGAACCUUGAACACCGAGGGGCAUGAGCAUAGGCAUCAUGGCCAUAAUCAUGGACACGAUACUGGGAAACAUGCCUGUGAUCAUGACCACGACCAGGAACAGGACCCUGAUACCUCCAAGGAGCGGACAGCUGCCUCCUUGAGCCACGGUGAUGUUGAGAAAGGCGCUACAACGGAGCACUUCUUGCUCAACGUCACCGGGAUGGAUUGCUCAGGCUGCGCCAACAACCUCACUCGUGCUUUCCAAAAUGUCCCGGGAGUGUCCAAUGUCCAGGUCAUCUUUAUCAACAACACGGCUGAAAUUGAUGUCGACACCAAAAUCACCAGCUUCGAGAACGCUAUCCGUCUCGCGCAGCGCGCCACUGGCUAUCAAUUGGUGCCUUUCUCGGCGGACAGUCAGUCCAUUGAUCUCGUCCUGGACACGCGCACAGCGAAAAGCUUUCAGGACAGUCUGCCAUACGGCGUCGAUUCUUGCACCAAAGUAUUGAAGAAUGUCUUUGAGGUUUACUACGACCCGUGCCUGAUUGGUGCAAGGGAGCUGGUUGACCGCUCGGGUGGUCAGUUGGCGCCGCCGCGCAAUGACAGAACCCUCGAUGCGGGCCAUCGCAGGCUCGUUUGGGUGGCUUCGCUAACCUUCGCGGCCUUCGUCUUCACCAUGCCGGUGGUAGUCAUGGAAUGGGGCGACUUUCAGACCAUCCCUCACCGCACCGUCCUCAUCAUCUCGCUGGUCCUCGCCACCGUCGUCCAGACACUCGCAUAUCCCGAGUUCUAUAAACCUGCUAUUUCCGCUUUGAUCUACAACAGGGUCCUAGAAAUGGAUAUGCUUGUCGUCAUCAGCAUCACGGCCGCGUACGGCUACUCUGUCGUUGCGUUUGGUCUUAUUUUCGAUGGCCGUGAUCUCGAGACGUCUCCAUUCUUCGAGACAAGUACUCUGCUUAUCACUCUGGUCCUUCUCGGUCGACUUCUUGCCGCCUGGGCUCGCAAACGAGCUGUCUCCAAGGUGUCUCUGAGGUCGCUGCAGGCUUCCACUGCGAUGCUACUCGACCCAGCAACGGACAUCACGAACGAAAUUGACGCACGUCUUCUGCAAUAUGGAGAUACCAUCAUCAUUCCACCCCAUUCUCAGAUUGUCACUGAUGCCGAUGUGUCACAGGGAACAAGCGAGGUUGACGAGUCGAUGCUGACAGGCGAAAGUCUUCCGGUGCUGAAGACUGUCGGUAGUUCUGUCAUCUCCGGCACAGUCAACGGCGCCGGGUCCCUCAAGGCAAAAGUGACAAGGUUGCCAGGCAAGAACACCAUCACCGACAUUGCGAACCUAGUCGAGCAGGCCCAGAGCUCUAAACCACGGAUUCAGGAUUUGGCUGAUAAGGUUGCCAGCUAUUUCAUUCCGGUCGUGUGCACCGCAGCCGUCAUCGUCUUCGUCGUGUGGCUAAUUGUUGGCCUGCGGGGCCGGAGGGACUCCGUCGACGGUGCCAUUGGUACCGCCAUCGGCUACUGUAUUGCUGUCCUAGCUGUGUCCUGUCCCUGUGCGCUUGGUCUAGCCGUACCCAUGGUCCUUGUGGUUGCUGGAGGCAUUGCCGCACAAGGAGGUAUCAUUAUCAAGACCGCCGACGUCACCGAGCGUGGACACAAGGUGACUGACGUGGUUUUCGACAAGACUGGCACUCUCACCGAAGGAAACCUUGACGUCGUGCACGAGGAAGUUUUCGCACAUGGAGACCUCGCACCGGGAACAGAUGUCUACUCGAUCGCCUUAGCCCUGGUCAAAGACAAUAAACACCCUGUCUCUCAGGCCGUGGCCUCCGUUCUGUCCAAACGACCAUGCCACCCUGUCAACCUUCAGGAUGUCGUCUCCGUUCCCGGCUGUGGCAUCGACGCCGCUUACAACAAUCUCUCCCUCCGCGCCGGUAAUCCCCGCUGGCUUGAGGUCGAUGCCCACCCGAAAGUACUCGCCCUUAAACAGCAAGGCAGUACUCUGCUGUGUAUCACUCUCAAUGGACAGCCGCUCGCCAUCUUUGGCCUGAAAUCGACCCUGCGUGCGAAUGCGCCGAAUGUGAUCCGGGAACUCGUCCGCCGCAAAAUUGCGGUGCACAUACUCUCGGGCGACAUCAUCCCUGCCGUGCAAGCCGUUGCAUCGACCCUCGACAUAUCCCCUGAGAAUGCCCACGCCGAGUGCUCCCCGGCGCUGAAGCAGGAGUAUAUCCGCGGUCUAAUGGAACAAGGGAAAACAACUAUGUUCAUUGGCGAUGGGACCAACGACGCUGUGGCAGUGGCCCAAGCCGAUGUCGGUGUGCAAAUCGGCGAAUCGGCAUCAGACGUCACUCGCGGCACCGCGGAUGUGGUGCUGCUGGGCGGACUGGACGGUGUGCUGGGCUUGCUUGACGUAUCCAAGGCUGCGUACCGCAGAAUCAUGUUCAACUUUGGUUGGUCGGCUACUUAUAAUGUCCUUGCAGUGCUAUUGGCUGGAGGGGCGUUCGUCAAGAUCAGGAUUCCACCUGCUUUUGCUGGGCUGGGAGAAAUCGUAAGCGUUUUGCCGGUCGUGGUGGCCGCGUUGACGAUGCCGAAGGUGAAGAAGACAAUGUGA
This is a messenger RNA of Cyphellophora europaea CBS 101466, 3135 nucleotides long. Its product is annotated as copper-translocating P-type ATPase. Gene Ontology annotation, cellular component: membrane. Lineage: Eukaryota; Fungi; Ascomycota; Eurotiomycetes; Chaetothyriales; Cyphellophoraceae. Gene Ontology annotation, molecular function: ATPase-coupled monoatomic cation transmembrane transporter activity; ATP hydrolysis activity; ATP binding. Bases 1 to 3135 code for a protein of 1044 amino acids. Gene Ontology annotation, biological process: monoatomic cation transport. The record is from RefSeq and is a predicted model, not a curated record. The transcript is spliced from 2 exons.